AUGGCUGAAGACCCUCAACCUCUCACUCUUCAGCAGCGUAUCGCCGCUCUCAAUGCUGCUCAUAUUGGCCGAGUUCCAGGAGAUCCUCCCCGACCGUCGUCUCACCCGACCCCUCCCACAAUUCCUACAAGACGACCUGUUAUUGUAAAACAGCACACCGUCAACAAUCCACCAGAAAACGUUACAGGAUCUAUUACAGACUCAAGAAUCGGAAAUAAACCUGCUCCUCCACCUCAACCACCUGUUCGCAAACAGCCCCCACCUCUCCCAAGCAGGAACAGUUCACUUGACGAACAGAGGAGGGGCUCAGUGGCCUCCACCACGUCUAGUGGUACAACCACUACAAGUGAAACGUCUUCUUCACGCGUGAAUGCUACACGAACAAAGUCAACCGAUUCCGCCAGUCGAAUCAAAGCCCCAGCCUGGGGUGAAUGUGAAUUACCAGCCCUGCCACCGAAAGAACAGCCUGCAAAUCCUCCUACAAGAAAGUUUUCGGAAGAAAGACCCAAGUAUUUCAAUAGGGCACCUUCGAGCACCUCUAUAAAUAGUGCAACGUCGACCAGUGAUGCAAGACCUUCGCCUCAACGACCUGCUCUCCCUCCACGACUUCCCUCACGCAAGCCUGAGAUUGAACAAAGAGAACAUGUCGGAGACUCCAGCGUCAGAAAACUUCCUCCCAUGCCCUCGCUUGAAUCGAUUGAAAGAGCCAAGCGAGCUGCCUUCUCCCCAAUAUCUCCCAAAGAUCAGGCUUCUCCACAGCCAAUACAGACUCCACAACCUACAAUAAUACCUAAGAGAGACCAACUACCGGAUUCUUUCGGAUAUCAUAUUCCAGGGCUCAACAGAGAGCAAAUUUCCGCCCCAACACAUGAAAAGAUCCCCCAAAAUAUUCCUUUGCCCUCGAAGGCACUCUUUAAUAAAGUCUCUUCAACAACGAAAAACGCAUUCAAUCACCACGCACCUUUGGCAAAAGAGACAAUUAACAACCAUUUUACGCAGAAUCAACAUGUACCACCACCGAUUCCACUAUCGUCUCGGCCAGAUCUCUCGGCUCUUCAAGCUACGAAACCUAAAUUUACGUCCAGCCCGACCGCUAUGAACGGCAGUACGUCUCCAUCCAGCAAUGUUUGUCUCGUUUGUAGAGAUUUCUCCACUCCUGACCUACAAGCAACGCUCUUUCCCCGUGCUCAGGUCACAUCUCUUCAAACAUUGGCUCAACAAUUGACUUCGCCGUUCUCCUCUGAGACGGACAAAGCUCGAGUGAUAUUCACAUGGCUUCACCUUAAUAUCUCUUACGAUGUGGUGAGCUUUUUCAACAACAAUGUGAAGGGAUCAACACCCCAAUCCACUCUGCAAAGUGGCCUUGCCGUAUGCGAGGGUUAUGCUGCUCUCUUCACGAAUCUUGCGACUUACGCUGGGCUAGAGUCGGUUGUCAUUUCAGGCCACGGAAAGGGAUAUGGAUUUAAUUCUCUGGCGCCCGGGGCCCCCCUUCCGCCUUACAAUGCUGGCCACGCAUGGAAUGCUGUCCGAAUUGACAAUGGAGAAUGGAAGCUCAUCGAUGCCUGUUGGGGUGCUGGCUACGUCCAAGGUGCCGGCCAACCCUACGUUCCAAAGUUCAAUCCAGACUACUUCUCCAUGACGAAUGAGCAAUUCGCCGUGAAACAUUUCCCCGGUAACAAGGAUCAUUUCUUCUUGCCUGGUGGCCGGCAAAUGAGCUGGGAAGAAUACAUUGUUAUUGAUCCUGCUUGUUGGCCCGAGACGGUGGAGGGUCCGACAGUUUUUACAAACGCCAAGGAAGAUUACUCGAUUGGGGAAAAGAACGUCUAUCCCCGUGCAAGAAAAAUCAACGUCAGGCAGCCUGGAUCGGUUCGCUUUCAAUUUGGGCUUCUCUGCCCUCAUUGGACAUUGGAGAACCAUACUCGCAAGGGUUUACCACCAGUCUUUAUUAUGUCGAUCCAUGGUGUCGAUGGCCGUAACAAAGACCAUGUUGCAAUGGAUCACCACCCUGGCCCGGAGGGCCAGGGUGGUGACAUUUGGACUCUGGAUAUUCCUGCCCAACAGCUUGGUGCUGGAGGCCAAACUGUCACGCUUUUUGCUGUGACGAGUUUUGGCGAUAGGCAGGAUGCGAGAGGCCUUACGGUACAGGAGUUCAAGGACGGCAAAGGAAGAGUUGGAAUGGGAUUCGUCGGCGUCGCUGCUUGGGACUUGGUAUGA
Messenger RNA from Exophiala aquamarina CBS 119918, 2214 nucleotides. RefSeq lists its product as uncharacterized. The record is from RefSeq and is a predicted model, not a curated record. The transcript has a single exon. The coding region runs from base 1 to 2214 and encodes 737 amino acids. NCBI's taxonomy places the organism in Eukaryota, Fungi, Ascomycota, Eurotiomycetes, Chaetothyriales, Herpotrichiellaceae.